Diabrotica balteata is the source of this 327-nucleotide messenger RNA. The record is from the annotation of a GenBank genome assembly. Lineage: Eukaryota; Metazoa; Arthropoda; Insecta; Coleoptera; Chrysomelidae.
AUGAAGUUUGCUGUAUGUAAAUUUAUCGUUCUAGCUGCUUUCCUUGAUAGAUCCUAUGGAUUUUUUGGAAUAAAUAUUAAUAGACUUAUAGGUGACGUGGACAAGAUUUUUCCUAGUUUACUAAUUUUUCCUGGUACUAAAUGGUGUGGACCUGGAAAUAUAGCUAUCAACGAUAAUGAUUUUGGUACAGAAAAUGCUACAGACGCAUGCUGUCGAGAACACGAUCAUUGUCCCGAUGUUAUAGAAGGAUUGGAAAGUAAAUAUAACUUGAACAAUCCCGACUUUCAUGCAAGGUACACGAUCUUAUCAUAUUUUUGUGAUAGAUAG